This is a messenger RNA of Bursaphelenchus okinawaensis, 1223 nucleotides long. NCBI's taxonomy places the organism in Eukaryota, Metazoa, Nematoda, Chromadorea, Rhabditida, Aphelenchoididae. The record is from the annotation of a GenBank genome assembly.
AUGAUAGGAAGAGCCGACAUCGAAGGAUCAAAAAGCAACGUCGCUAUGGACGCUUGGCUGCCACAAGCCAGUUAUCCCUGUGGUAACUUUUCUGACACCUCUUGCUGUAAACUUUACAAAUCGAAAGGAUCGAUAGGCCACGCUUUCGCGGUCUGUAUUCGUACUGAAAAUCAAGAUCAAGUAAGCUUUUGUCCUUUUACUCUACGUAAGGUUUCCGUCCUUACUGAGCUUACCUUAGGACACCUACGUUACUGUUUGAUAGAUGUACCGCCCCAGUCAAACUCCCCGCCUGACAAUGUCAUCGGCGCGGGUCGCCAGCGCACCAAGUACGCUGACUUAAAAUCAAUCACAAGUUUUCGUAAGAAAACGUUCCCCGUAUUACCGAAUAAGUAAGGAAACGAUGAAAGUAGUGGUAUUUCACUGACGUACCGAAGCACUCCCACUUAUGCUACACCAUGCAUGAUUCUUCACAAAGUCAGACUAGAGUCAAGCUCAACAGGGUCUUCUUUCCCCGCUGUCUUUGCCAAGCCCGUUCCCUUGGCUGUGGUUUCGCUAGAUAGUAGUUAGGGACAGUGGGAAUCUCGUUAAUCCAUUCAUACGCGUCACUAAUUGGAUGACGAGGCAUUUGGCUACCUUAAGAGAGUCAUAGUUACUCCCGCCGUUUACCCGCGCUUACUCAAAUUUCCUUAAAUUAACAUUCAGAGCACUGGGCAGAAAUCAGAGACAGUCAACGUCUUUCAGAGACCAUCUGUCUCCUCUGUUUUAAUUAGACAGUCGGAUUCCCCAUGUCCGUACCAGUUCUAGAUUCGAUUGUUAAGCGCUAGCCGAAGACUACGCACGCCGAAACGAACGCAAUCGAAGUUGAAACGAUCCACCUGCAGGCCACGCUACUAGCCCAAACAGCUCGCCGAAGCUCGCCAUCCAGUCACGAACGCAGCCCGCAAGCAUCACGUAACAACCCGACUAACCCAAUCUCUAGAGCCAAUUCUUUUCCCAAAGUUACGAAUCUAAUUUGCCGACUUCCCUUAUCUACAUUAUUCCAUCAACUAGAGGCUGCACACCUUGGAGACCUGCUGCGGAUAUUGGUACGAUCAUGCGAGAAAUUCAUUAAGCCUCCCUUGCCUUUUCAAGGACCACAUAGAGUACACGAGACACCGCAGCAACCGCAGUGCUAUACAGCCCCAGCAACCAUAUCUCCGGAUGAACCGAUUCCAUGGUCAUGA